AUGGGAGGGCAGGAGAACCGGGAGACGGGAGACGAGAGACGGGAGACGGGAGACGGGAGACGGGAGACGGGAGACGAGAGACGGGAGACGAGAGACGAGAGACGGGAGACGGGAGACGGGAGACGGGAGACGGGAGACGGGAGACGGGAGACGGGAGACGGGAGACGGGAGACGGGAGACGGGAGACGGGAGACGGGAGACGGGAGACGGGAGACGGGAGACGGGAGACGGGAGACGGGAGACGGGAGACGGGAGACGGGAGACGGGAGACGGGAGACGGGAGACGGGAGGCAGGGAAAAACAGGAAAAUAA
Suillus discolor is the source of this 312-nucleotide messenger RNA. RefSeq lists its product as uncharacterized. The record is from RefSeq and is a predicted model, not a curated record. The coding region runs from base 1 to 312 and encodes 103 amino acids. NCBI's taxonomy places the organism in Eukaryota, Fungi, Basidiomycota, Agaricomycetes, Boletales, Suillaceae. The transcript has a single exon.